CCCGCGCCUUAUCGCGACAUUUAUAUAAAUAUGAUGAAAAUCUCCAAAACCGCACACACAAGCUCAGCUUGUUGUAGAAGACACAACAAUUUUGGGUGGCCAGCGAUUAGCUAAUCGACAUGGCUACUUUUAAGUAUAUGGCUAUGUUAGCCAUCCUAGUAGGCAGCUGCUAUGCAGGAGGAGGGUGGCACAGUCAUAGUUCCGGUUCAGGAUACCACUACCCACCUGGAAACUCGUAUAGCAGUGGACUCUCUGCUCCCGCACCGUUGCCCGCCACCUCGAGCUUCUCACCGAGCAGCUUCCCCGCUGGAUCUCUACCCUCAGCUACAUAUUCCGGCUCGAGUGGAUCCAUUGGACAUAUCAGCCACAGUCUGGGAUCGAGCCAUCUUGGAUCCAGUGGCCUGGGUAACAUCGGUUCAAGCGGCCUUGGCGGGUCAUCCAUCAUCGGAGGUUCUGGCCUUGGAGGAUCUUCCUACACCGGAUCACUCGGCAGUGGUAGUUUCGGAUCUUUUGGAGGAGGCAGCCUAGGUAGCUCCAUCCCAUCCGGUAUUGGAGGUUCCAUUGGAUCUGGAAUUGAUAGCUCUCUCGGAUCAGGUAUUGGAUCAGGAAUCGGAGGUAGCUCGUUGGGAGCACCCCUCGGUGGCUCUUUCAGUGCACCUGCUCUUGACUCUGGAAUCGGUUCAAACUAUGCUCCACUCGCUCCAUCUCUGCCUCUGCCCGCAACUGGAUCUCUAUCAAACGCAGGUGCAGUUGACGGAGCCGCUCCCACCGUUCCUGGCGGUGAGCCUCCACCACCCGGACCUAAGGCUCCAGUCAUCACAAGUAUUCACGGACUGGCUAAUGGCAAUGGGGCCCCGACCCAAUACCGUGUCAGGGAGGAACCUUACCAAGUCUUCAGGGAACAAAUCCACCGAGUGCCCCAGCCAGUACCAGUGCCCGUGCCGCAAACUGUACAGGUUCCAGUCCCACAGCCCUACCCCGUGCAAGUACCAGUGUAUAAGGACGUUCCAGUACCUGUUGUAAAGAUCCAGCAGGUCAAGGUUGACAAGCCAGUACCCUACCCAGUCGAAAAGAUUGUCCGAGUUCCAGUAGAGAAGGUAGUAGAGGUUCCUGUGGAGCGUCGUGUUCCUAUUGAAAAAAUAGUGAAAGUGCCAGUAGUUAAGCUGAUCAAGGUGCCUUACCACGUGGUAAAGAAGUACCCUGUUCCUGUGUUCAAGACCGUGCACCACAAAGCGGUGCCAGUGGAGCACCAUCACUCGCACGGCUGGCAUGGUCAGUCUCAUGCUCACGCCCACUAUGACAUUCAUGACCACGGUGACCUUCACGACCAUCACGACCAUCACGACAUUCAUGACGAUUACCACGACCAUCACGACAUCCACGAUCACGGACACGAUCUGCACGACCACGGCAGCCUCGGACUCGACCAAGGAAUUGACCACCAUCACCAUCAUGGCUGGAACUAAGAUAGAAAAUAUCGAAUCUCAUUUGUUUUCAGAGGUCUCUCCAUAGCAUGAAGACUGAAGUUUAAAGAACCUCAUUUUUUGUUUUACAUCUUUUGUAAAUAUUCAUAUCAUUGCAACGUUAGCUCAUCGGGGCUGCACUCUAGGGUGAUAACUAAGUCAUUAAUUAGGAUAAUACAAAGUUUUUUUGUAAAUAUUUAGUAAUAUAAGGGAUAUAUUACUGUAAUACAAAAAAUAUCCAAAGA
This is a messenger RNA of Leguminivora glycinivorella, 1708 nucleotides long. RefSeq names its product regulator of gene activity-like. The coding region runs from base 120 to 1466 and encodes 448 amino acids. The transcript is spliced from 2 exons. The record is from RefSeq and is a predicted model, not a curated record. NCBI's taxonomy places the organism in Eukaryota, Metazoa, Arthropoda, Insecta, Lepidoptera, Tortricidae.